AUGGACUGUAAGCGGAGGGUGGGAUUUUGUUUCUUUUUUUUCCUUCUUGAUCUUGAUUUGCUUUUUGAUGCGGAUGCGGAUGCGGAUGCGGAUGCGGAUGCGGAUGCGGAUGAAUGGAAUCCGUUAAGGAGGGGUAAGCCUAUAGAUGACUCGGGUUCUUGGGAAACCGGAGGUUGCGAUGGGUUUGUAACUCUAGAAGACGGAGCACACAGCCUCGUGCGUGACGUCACUGUCGCAACAAGGCUGAAGUCCGAAACCUACCUUAAGUUUCCCACUAGAAUCUGCGCACCCGGAGUCACCAUUAUAGCACACGAUCCCUGGGAGUUGAAACCGGCAGCCUUGACUCAUGAAGUAGGGACGGAUCUGGUCUCGGGUGACUUGAGACAAGAUCGUACAUGCCCCGUCUUCUAG
Amorphotheca resinae ATCC 22711 is the source of this 411-nucleotide messenger RNA. RefSeq lists its product as hypothetical. NCBI's taxonomy places the organism in Eukaryota, Fungi, Ascomycota, Leotiomycetes, Helotiales, Amorphothecaceae. Bases 1 to 411 code for a protein of 136 amino acids. The record is from RefSeq and is a predicted model, not a curated record. The transcript has 4 exons.